AUGUCUCUUGAUGGUAAGGUCGCACUGGUCACCGGCGCCGGACGCGGCAUGGGACGAGCCACCGCUCUGGCCCUGGCCGCCGAUGGAGCCGACGUCGCAGUCACCGACAUCAUGGCCGACAACGUUGAAGAAACCGCUACCGACGUGCGGGCCUCCGGUCGCAACAGCCUGGCCAUCGUCGCCGACAUCGGUGACGGCAACGACAUCGACCGCGUCAUCGCUGAUACCGUCAGCGCCCUCGGUCAUAUCGACAUCCUGGUCAACAACGCCGGCGUAACCCGUUUCCUCGACAUCAUGGAUAUUACCGAAGCGGACUGGGAUCGCAUCCAUCGCGUCAACGCCCGCGGCGCGUUCUUCGUCAUGCAGAGAACCGCCCGCCAGAUGAUAGAGCAGGGCAGCGGCGGGAAAAUCGUUAACAUCGCCUCCAUCGCCGGCAAGGGUUACCGCGGUACGUCCAACGCCGCCUACGCCGCCAGCAAGGGCGCUGUAAUCUCCAUGACACUGAUCGCCGCCCAUCAAUUGGCUCGCCACGACAUCAACGUCAACGCCAUCUGCCCCGGCUCCACCAUAACGGCAAUGUCCACCAGCACCAUGGAACAGCGGGCCGCCGAGGCCGGCAUUUCCGUAGCAGAGCUGCAGGCGCAACGGGCUACCAAUAUUCCCAUAGGCCGGGCCAACGAACCCGAGGAUAUCGCCGCGAUGGCAGCAUUCCUGGCCAGCCCGGGGGCGCGCAACAUCACCGGCCAGACCAUCAACGUCGAUGGCGGCCUCGUAAUGCACUAA
Molecule: messenger RNA, 783 nt
Organism: Geodia barretti
Lineage: Eukaryota; Metazoa; Porifera; Demospongiae; Tetractinellida; Geodiidae
Source: the annotation of a GenBank genome assembly